CAUUGAAAGUUAUUUAUAAAAAAACAACACGCACGCACGCACACACACACACACACACACACACACUAACACUCGGGUACUUUUUCUUCUUAACCUUAUUUACUUCAUUUAACGACCAUGACACGUCUAUCAGCUCAUAUCUAAGUCUUGCUUUAAUAAUCAUGGAGGAGAAAACACUGGUUCUUGAAGGUCUUCCAGCAGACUUGGACGUGGUUCGACCCAAACUUGAGCUUUACUUUAAAAACAAGAGGAAAUCUGGAGGAGAGGUCUUAAAAAUCCAAGAACAUCCUGAGAACAAGAGGAAAGCCCUGCUUAUCUACCUCCUAGAUACAGAGUUGAACAAUGUCCUCAAACAAGGAACGCACAAAAUCGAUUUUAAAGCCCAGGGAGUUGCUGAACUGUCCGUGAAACUCUUGCAUGCCGAGAAAGAAAUGGUUAAAUCGCCUGUUCUGAAAAAAACGAAGACAGAAACUCUUGCACAAGUCAAAUCUGUGGCUACUACAGGUAUACAGACCCCUGGCUCCGAAGAUCAAAAAGGAAAUGAAAAACACCCAAAAUCCAAGUGUCUUCUUAUCAGCAGUGAGGAGGCGGUUGAGAAAGAAAUUCUUACAAUGUAUUUUGAACAGUUUACAGAAAAGGCUGAAUUCACAAAACAUGGGCAAAACAAAUGGAUCCUGAAAGUAGCUGAUCAGUCAGAUUUAUUGACGAUCCUGGCCAAGAAGAAGCAUGACUUUGGUUUGACUGUGGAGUUGUACAGAGAAGGUUCUGCGGAGCAACGGGACCCACGGCGCUUCAUCCUGACUGGGUUUAAAGACAGCUGUAAAUGCAAAUUAAUUAGCAUGUUCAUUGGAAGCUGCAGUCCAAAGGUAUCACACACCUGGGAGAUAUUAGACGAUGAGAGAAUUGUGGUCAUCUUCAAAGAAGACAACUAUUCAAAAUCUUUUAUUGAGAAGUGUGCAGCCAAAAAGUUCCAGGACAUGGAGAUUGAAGCCUCUCAUUUAGAGUUGACAGAUUCAGUUCUGGUACAGGGGAAUAUGAGCAAAAUUACAGAAGAUGCUCUUACGCUGUACUUCGAGAACCAUAAAAAGAGUGGUGGAGGUGAAGUCAAGUCAUUAAUCUGGGCCAACAAACAAACGAGUGCUGUCAUAUCCUUUCAAGAUUUCAAUGUUCCACAAGAAGUUGUGAAGCGGAAACAUCAUCUCUGCGGAACAGAUCUGAGCACUUUACUUUUUUACUCCAAUUUCCAGAAGGCUUUGACAGCAGAAACGCCUACGUGGUCCAAUAUAGCUACUAAUAUCAUCGUUCCUGUUCACGAGUUGGUCCUGGGUUUUAUCGAAAGAAAUGAAAAGUGCAAAAAUGAGUUUGAGAGUAAACUUAAGGUUUUUCAUGCUAAUGCAGUUUUUGACAAAACAUCCCCUGGGGCAAUUAACCUUGAAAUGGAUGUGGACAAAGAAUCUUUAGCUGCACUUCGACUAGGGGCAACUUGGGCAAGUAUAGCCCAAAGAGAAGCACAAGCCUUUCUAAACAGGUACAGCAAAGCCGAGUUGCCAGCUGAGAUCGAGGUCUGGAAAAGGGUAGAGCGUGAUUGCCUUGAUUUAGUUACUUCUGAUGUUAAUGUCACCUACAUGGAAACCAAAGUUGCAAUAGUCGGCCUUGAAACAGAAGUAACUGCUGUCUUGGACAAAAUUCGGAACCUUGUUAAGAAAGCAGCUGAAGAUUUAGAAGUGGAAAGGAGCACUGUAGAAAAGGUGAUUCAGUUUGACUUAGUAGAGACACUUGAGUUGGUAGAGAAGCAGGUACAUGCACAACUUCAAAAUGUAACAGUUAGAAUAAAUAAAGCUAACCUGACUUUUCACCUGCAAGGUUUGAGAGAUUUUGCGAAUACCGCUGAAGUGGUCAUCAGGCAAGCACAGGAGAACGUUACCUUUCAGCAACUGAACCUCUCGGCAAAUUUGCUUCAGUUUCUCAAGUCGUUAGAUCUCAAGAAAUUUGAGCAAAGCCAUUUUGUACCAAGUCAUAUACCAGCUUUAUUUGUAAACAAAGGCGACCAUGUUGGGAUUGUCGCAGAGAAAGAUUCCAUCAAGAAAGCGGAGGACAAAGUAAUAAAUGUCCUUCAAGAGGAGGUCAUCCAACUUACUCCUGAUGUAAACGCAGUAAUCAACACUGACCACUGGGCAACCUUUUUAAACAAAACGAAACUGGAAUUAGGUCACGAUUUGCUGAACGUUAACAUCGUUUUUUCUGCAGAACAGAUUGUCAUCUGUGGAUUUGCUCAAGUGGUGGCAAAUCUUACAAAAAAAGUCAAGGAUUAUUUGGAGAACAAGACACCGGUAACUGAAGAUAUCCAUCUUAAAUCUAUGCAAGAAGUCGGCUUUGCUGACUCUUGCCUGAACUUGGCAGAAAUUCCCGAACUCCAAAAUCUUGGCGUAACCAUUCAAUGUUGCGUGACAACGAAUCCUCCAUGUCUGAAAGUUACAGCAUCGAAAGAAAAAAUCCAGCAGGUACUAGCGGUUGUGAAAAGGCAUACAUCCUCCAUUUUAACCGAGAAGCAUACUUAUUCUAAAGCUGGAGAAUCUAAGGUGAUACUUAAACACGAAGCCAACAUUCAAGCCAAAGCCAAGGAUUGUGGUUGCAAGGCUUACAUUUCAACUAGCAAGACUGGGCCUUCAAAAAAAUACAGCCACCAAAUAAACAGCAGCAUCACUUUAACAGUUACAGAGGAUGAACUGCACCACUUCCCAGCCGACGCUUUAAUUUGCCCCAUUAGUAGCAAACUAGCUUUUGAUAAUCCUAUUGCUCAAAACUUUCUUCAAGUCGCAGGUUUGGAUAUUCAAGUGGUAUUCGAUAGACUCCUGAAAGAAAAGCAGACUUUGCUUUCUGGAGAGGUGGUCCUCAGUGACCCUGGGAAUCUCAAUGCCAAGACCCUUGUUUAUACCGUGUUGCCUGAGAGUGGCCAACAGUUCAGCUCUCACUACCUGAAGUUAUCUGCUCUGAAUAGCCUCCAAAGAGCAGAUUCUACAAGCAAUACUUCUAUCGCAAUGCCGGCGAUUGGCUGCGGAAGUUUUGGGUUCACGGCCAAAGAAAGUUGCAUGGCAAUCAGAGAUGCAGUUCUGCAGUUCAUCAAUGAUCAACAGAAUUCCCCAAAGAAUAUAAAGAAAAUUUUUGUAGUAGAACCUGAUGUGAAGUUAUUAGAAGAGUUCAACAGCAACAUUGCUCAACUGGGCUUUCCAUCUGCCACUCCAACAAGAACAACCUCUCAAGACCAAACAAAGAUUCUAAAUCUAAACCUUGACCCAACAUCAGACACAGAAGUUACUGUUUAUGGAGUGAGAGUGUCCGUCAAAAAAGGAGAUAUCACCAAAGAAACCGUGGAUGUCAUUGUUAACUCUAACAACAAAGCGUUGGAUCUUGAUACAGGUGUGUCUGGAGCCAUUCUGAAGGCAGCUGGAAAUUCAGUCGUGGAUGAAUGCAAAAAGCACGGUCCUCAGAAAGAGAACGGCGUGGUAUUGACGAGCGGAGGUAACCUUUCAUGUCAGCACAUCGCUCAGAUGGUUGGUCCCAACAAUGCUGCUGAUAUCACUUCCUCGAUAGAGACGGUCCUGAAGCUGUGCGAAACUACAGCGGCUGCUACAGUCGCCGUCCCUGCGAUAGGCACAGGGAGAGGUGGAAUUAAAGCAAGUGACUCCAUUCAGGCUAUUUUGGCCGGAUUGGAAAACCAUUUGACACGGUCAACAUCGUCCAGCCUUCAGAAAAUCACCAUAAUGGCGUUCGAGCAGAAGAUUUUCGACGCAUACAGUGACUAUUUAAAGGACAGGAAUAGCAAGACUACUUCUAAUUCCACCAGUAUGCCUGCAAAUAAAGUCAGAAUUGCAGGUGUGUGGAUCGAGAUCAGAAAAGGGAGCAUCACCAACGAAUCCGUCCGUGGUAUUGUCAACACCACCAAUAACCAAAUGAACUUGACAGGAGGAGUCUCAGGGGCCAUUUUUAAAGCAGCUGGACCAACAGUUCAGCAAGAGUGUCAACAACAUGGUCCCAUUAAGAGUGACACAGUUGCGGUGACCAGUGCUGGAGAUUUGCAGUGCGAUUUUAUCAUUCACAUGAUGGGACCCCACUCCGCUGCAGACGCAAGAUUACGGGUAACCAAAGUAUUGGAGAGAUGUGAAGAUAAGCAGAUCAGCACCGUUUCCUUCCCUGCUGUUGGCACCGGUGGAGGUGGUGUUAGUAAUUUGGACUCCAUUACUGCGAUGCUACAUGGCUUUCACGACCACUUGUCUCGAUGUUCCUCUACCGCUCUCAAACUCAUUUAUAUCGUCAUUGAGCGAGACGAGGUUAUAAAAGAAUUUCAGCAAGGGCUGAAUCAGUGGAUUCUAACCUCCCAGUUCACUGACGAUAGUGAAGAAGAAGAAGAAGAUGACUGUGGAAGCAUCAUAGAAGCGAUUAUCGGCCCGAUCAAGGUGAAAGUGCUUUGCGGCGACAUCACAAAAGCGACGACAGACGCGAUAGUCAGCAGCACCAAUACCAGCCUGAAUCUAAGCUCAGGUGUAUCAGGUGCAAUCAUCAAAGCAGCAGGACAGACCGUCGUGGACGAAUGCAAAAAUCUAGGUGUUCAACCCGGCGAUGGCGUGGUCCUCACAACAGCUGGAAACCUUCCAGUUAAACACAUUGUCCAUAUGGUUGGCCAGACAAAGGAGAAAGAGAUCACAGCCUGCAUGUAUAAAGUCCUUAAGUUGUGUGAGGAAAACAAGAUUCAGUCGGUUGCAUUCCCGGCUCUCGGAACCGGAGCUGGAAACUUGGCAGCAGGUCGGGUAGCGAAUGCCAUGAUGGAUGCACUGGCAAAUUUUUCAAUCGACGUGCCAUUGUUUUUAAAAACAGUACAUAUUGUGAUUUUCCAAAGCGCAAUGUUUUCCGAUUUUGAGGACUCCAUGAAGAAGUUUAAACGGAUUUCCCAAAAUCGCUCUCCAGGAAAAGUGUCUAAUCCUACUCAACAAACAUCAGACUCCACCAAGUUUUGCCUCGCUGCCCAGACUGCUUCAGUGACGUUCCCAGUCACGCAUGUAGACCUGUACGGAACAUCAUCUGCUGACAUUGGCAAGGUUAAAAAGUUCCUAGAUGAUCUAAUUUCAGAAGAGUGGAUCAGGAAGGACGUUCAGUCCAACCAUCUGGCCAACUUUCCUGAAGCCGAACAAAAGAUUGUCGAGCUCAGCCAACGCAAUCAAGUGCAUGUUUUUGUGGCUGCCAAGGACAAGCUGAUCGUUUCAGGGAAAAAGGAAGAUGUUUUAGACAUCGUCCUCAACAUCAACAACUUCAUCCAGGCCUCCCAGAACAGGGAGCUCCGAAAAGGUGAAGAAAGGAGGCUGAGUAAAACGUUGCGCUGGGAGGUCGCCGAAGGAGAGACCUGGGUCCCGCUGAACUCCAGCAUUAGUUAUAAAAUUGAGCUUGCGUUUCAUAAAAAAGAGCAGAAAUUUACCUACAAGGACAAAGGCGAAAGCUUUACAGUCGAUUUCAAAGAGAUGAAGCUUGUAAACAGCAAGGGGAUUACCCGCAAGGUCAAGAGGACCCUACUUGUCGACUCAGACACAGCUAUCAUUCAAUCUCCAGCAACCUGGUCCAAAAUGAGUGGAAAUGACCUAGAGGUCAUCGAUCUUCCACAAAAUUCAGAAGAAUACAAGAAAAUUGAGAAAGACUUUGUACGCUCGAGUGUACACAAAGACAUCGCUCCUGUCCAAGUGGUGGAGAUCUGCAGAAUUCAGAGUCAGUCACAGUGGCAACGGUACUGCGUCUUGAAGCAGGCCGUGGACAAAAAGUACCCCAAGCAGAAAAACGAACAGAUUCUAUAUCACGGGACGACCAAAGAAAUUUGCCAGAAGAUCAACAAGAACGGAUUCAACAGGAGCUUCUGCGGGAGAAACGCCGUCGUACACGGCGAAGGCACCUACUUCGCCAGAGAAGCUUGGUACUCCUGCUAUGAUCAGUAUUCUAAUCCAGACGAGACUGGUCUGAAGUAUAUCUACAGAGCUCGAGUUGUGACCGGGUCACUGUGUAAAAGCCGAAAAGGAAUGAAGGAGCCGGACCCUCUGGAUCCCAAAGAUCCCCGCGCUGGGCUGCACGACUGCGCCGUGGACGAUUUGCAAAACCCGUUCAUCUUCGUGGUGUUCUGUGAUGCAGGGGCGUACCCUGACUAUCUCAUCAAAUUCAAGAAUGUCUGACCAGUUGUCAUAUUCAAAUUUUAAUCAUCAAUAUUUAUAUUUCAACAAUAAUUCAAAUUUAUGCAAUCACUAGACAUCAUGUUGUGCCUUAACGGUUUACCUCUGCACUAGUUUUUUAACUUUUUUUUUUUUAACACUAGAGUAUGUAAUAAAUGGCAAUAAAUACUAAAUAAAAUAAAAAAAUACGCCUGAUACGUUCGAGUGUGCAGCUUAAAGUUUCUAGAGUUUACAAGUAAGUACUUAUUUAUCGAAAUUUGGGGCGUCGUGUGGGGGCAAAAAUGAGAUCAUGUGGAUCGUUCUACGUGCGACAUUCAUCAUGCACGAGUUGCUGAAGGAUUUCGACAUUUUUAGGGGUUGAGCUCGUUCCUGAUUUCUAGUCGUCUUCCAGGGAUACCACUUUAUAUUUCAAGAAAUUCCACAGAUGUCUAUGACCACGUAGACCACCAUCAUAGCCUUUAGAUGUUCUUUGCCCAAAUUGGGUUCCUAUGCUGUAACUUUACAAUUCCCUUUAUUUAGGAUUAAUAGCCCCAAACACCUCCAUCUACAGAAGAUGUGGAGAAGAACCAAAUAUAAAUGUAAAAGACCAAAGAUAUGAGUCAGUAAAACUGCAUUAGGUUUUCAUGACAUCAUUUAGGGAUUGGAUUUGGGAUAUUUUGAGAAUCUUUAUUAGUUUGAGAAAGCAAACUUCAAAUCAUAAAUGUAUUUAACCUUCACAAACCUUUGUAGUGCAAAAAAUCUUUUCCUGUCGUGUCUGUGGAAAGACGCAGCUCUACCUCUGCCAUGUUGAUCUGUAUCCUUAGUGUUGUGAUGAGUCAUAUUCACGUAGCAGCAGCGGUGCUGAAAGAACGCACUCGAGAAACGAGAAGAAAUCAAUCUACGCAUUAAAUAUUGGUCACAAAUAAAUGAUCACUUUCUAAAGAAUUAAAUUCAAGCGCAUCUACUGAUUAGAUAUAAAUGAAUUGGAUACAAAUAUUUUAAAAACGAUGCAUCGUGAUACAAAUGGCAAAAACUUUUUUACAUCGAUGUCAAACGUUUACUUGUAUGCCGAUGCACGGAUGUGAAUCGAGGAAUCUCUCCAUCUCUAGUUUGGACUCGCAAUUCGCAAUGCAACGAUAUACAAAUUAUAACACAAAACCGAUAUUUUGAAGUCGAAUUAUGGGAAAUUUAGUGGCUGGACUUUUUAACAUUUUGUGUGGGGUUUUUUUUUGUUCCUGAUUGAGGAGUUGGAGCUCGUUAGUGUGAACACCUGAUGGUUAUUAGUGGCAGGGUUUAAAAAGAGUGUUGUGGAGAAGAGCUCAGUUUGCUUUAAGUGGGUUUGUAUAGCUGGUGUAUGGUGUAACUGAUUAUAAGGAAAUCUGCUUUUAAUUAAAAUUUAGCUAAGAAUCAAUUGGUAAAUUGUAUAGCUGGCUGGCUUGUUUGCUAGCUAGCUGGUUGUCUUGAAGGUCUUGCCACUCCAUAAUAUGUGUAGUGGUUUGAGGCUUCGAGUGCUGCUCUGGAAGUGAAAUGAAUGUUUCAUUUGAAAGUAAAUAUGAUCGUGUGUCUGUACAAUAAACUAAAACUUGCUUUUAA
Silurus meridionalis is the source of this 7775-nucleotide messenger RNA. It is a transcript of the gene parp14rs3, whose product is annotated as poly(ADP-ribose) polymerase family member 14-related sequence 3. Gene Ontology annotation, cellular component: nucleus; cytoplasm. Gene Ontology annotation, biological process: negative regulation of gene expression. Lineage: Eukaryota; Metazoa; Chordata; Actinopteri; Siluriformes; Siluridae. The record is from RefSeq and is a predicted model, not a curated record. Gene Ontology annotation, molecular function: NAD+ poly-ADP-ribosyltransferase activity; transcription corepressor activity.